AUUUGAGAGUACGACUUAGAGAGUUAGAGGCUUAGAGCAAACAUUGAAAUACAUCAAAUAUGAGUUGUAAUUUAAAUUGAAAAUAGUCCAAUAUUUAUUUGCAGUAGUCGUCCAAUAACCAAGCUGUUACCGACUAAUUGAAAAGUUUGUCAUCCCAACCUUCCUCCUUACUCCUUUGUACAGUCCAUUGACCAUUACUCCAUUAGUAUAGAUUGAUGGAUUAAGCCAUGAAAAGACUAACCAUUAUCUAUUUCGUUAUGUUAUUUAAAUUAUAUAAUUGGAACUUCGUUGAAUAAUUCCUCAAUUAGAGUGAUAUUUCUAAGUUUACGCGGGCUAUUUUAUUCAACUCUUUUCUCAAAAAAAGUAAUUUCUACUUUAUUGAAAUUUAUGUCAAAAACCCUUCUUUCCAUUUGCAACAAGCCAUUUAUACCAUGCUUCUUUCUUCUUCUUACAUCAUACCCAUACCUUUCAUACCACAAGGUUGUUUUGAAUUUGAGUUUCCAGAAAUUUUAUCUUCAAACUUGUUAUAUUUGGUCUGCGUAGUAUAUUAAGUUGGCGAAAUUUGACUUUCUGGGCUCUAAGCUAUUGAAAUUUCUAUGUUGAAUUUUUAUUGUAAGCAUGUGUUUUCCAUUUCACCCUUUUUGCUUUCACAAUUAUCUGUAUUAAAUCCUUUUUUACCAAAAACUUGAGCUUUAUUGUUUUUUUUCCUUAAAUUUUUACCCAUUUUGUUGUUUCUAAUACUAAAUUUGUUUUUUGGGUUUUUUCAUUGGAUGAGAUUUCUGCUUUCAAGAGCUGCAAAGAACACUUUUUUGGUGAUUCAAGGAAUUAUUGUGGGUAACCAGCUAUUUCUAAAACCCAUGUUUCCUUAUUGUGGUUGAUUUAGAGAGGUGGGAUUAAAACUAAAAAAAUUUACUGUAUAUUAGCUUGUGGUUGUCUAGGUUUGGAUAAUGGUGUCAAGUGAAAAUAGAAAAGGAAUUGGUGGGUCUAAUUUGGGAUAUCCUGUUGAUUGUGAGAUCUUAAAUGGGACUGAAGUAAAGAAUCAUGUGUCUUUACAAGUUUCAACCUCCAGAAAGGGACUAUUGAGUGAUGAAAAAUCUUCAAAUGAGAACCCCCUUAGUCUUUCUAGCAGAUUAAAGAUGCUAAAACUCAGCCCCAAAGGAAAAAGAACUUCUUCAGAUGGGUUUCAUAGAUUUUCCGGGGACAAGAAUGAGGUUUCUGAUGGUGCACCUGUUGCUGCCACUGAAAGUUUUCGAGAACGUGUCAAGAAUGUAAUGUUUAGGAAAAUCGACUGGCCUUCUGUGAUGCAAAUGUGCAAAGAUUGGAUUCGGAAACCGUUGAAUAUGGCCCUUCUUUUGUGGGUAAUUUGUGUUGCUGUAUCGGGUGCAAUUCUGUUUCUUGUGAUGACAGGAAUGUUGAACCAUGUUCUUCCCAAGAAAUCACAAAGGGAUCAAUGGUUUGAGGUUAAUAACCAGAUUAUCAAUGCCCUUUUUACCCUAAUGUGUCUUUACCAACAUCCGAAACGUAUCUACCAGUUGGUACUUUUGUGUAGGUGGAAAUCUGAAGACGUUUCUGUGCUAAGGAGAAUAUAUUGCAAGAACGGAAAAGCUAAACCUAACGAACGAACACAUAUGAUGGUUGUGAUUAUUUUGCUUCAUAUAAAUUGCUUUGCACAAUAUGCUUUAUGUGGCCUUAAUUUGGGUUAUAGAAGAUCUAACCGGCCACUUAUUGGAGUAGCUAUUUGCUUAUUUGUUGCCAUUGCAGCACCCGCUGUUGCAGGAUUAUACUGUGUUCUUAGUCCUCUCGGUAAGGAUUAUGAAUGUGGUGUCGAUGAGGAGUCACCAAACCCGUUAAAGAGGCAAUCAUUGGAGAAACGAUACGCAUUUGCAACGCAAGAUGGGCGAGGGACUAUCGAGAACAAACCCGAGUGGAAAGGAGGGCUGUUUAGUUUAUGGGAAGAUUUUAGUGUGGCAUAUCUGUCAUUAUUUUGCUGUUUUUGUGUCUUCGGUUGGAAUAUGGAAAGGCUUGGUUUCGGGAAUAUGUAUGUUCACAUAGCAACGUUUCUUCUCUUUUGUAUGGCCCCGUUUUGGAUCCUCAACUUAGCUGCUGUAAACAUCGAUAAUGUCGCAGUACAAGGCAUUUUGGGUGUUACUGGUAUUGCACUUUGUCUGUUCGGUUUGCUGUAUGGAGGUUUUUGGAGGAUUCAAAUGAGAAAAAGAUUCAAUCUUCCUCCGAAUAACUCGUGUUUUGGAAAACCAAAUGUUGCAGAUUGUGCUCAAUGGCUGUGUUGCUGUUGGUGUUCUUUGGCACAGGAAGUUCGAACAGCAGAUUUUUACGAGAUCAUGGAAUAUAGUACCUACAAGAAGAAUGAUUAUAACCGCCACACUCCUCUUACCCCAUUACCUCGUGAAGGUAGUACUACUGCUCAAUCGAUGUCUAAUAUGAGCACCUCGUUUUGGUUAGAUUCCAAUUCAUCUAAGAUUAAAUCUUCGGUAUUAAUGGAUGAAACUAUGAUACCACCUAACCCCGCAACAAUGAGAAUGGAAGUUCAAAAUCAUGAAAAUAUGAAGUAAAAUGGAGCCUUAUUUAUGUUAACACUAUUUUUGAAAUGCAUAGCAAGGAAUUACUCUUUGAAGCAAGUAUCUGGCUAGUGGCUAGUUAUACUUCUAUCUGUUUGUUGAUUCACUUAAUAUGCAGUGCUUGAAUGAAUGGUGUAAUCCUAGUUAUUUGAGUGAAAUACUCCUAGUCCUAGCUCUUAAUUCAUGUCUUUUUUCCACAUUGUCAGAAUGCCUAACGAGUUGCGCCUGCUGUUUGAUAGAUGCAUGAUCGAGUAUAUAAUACUUUUAUGUUUUUGAAGUGUCAAAAAUCAGCCUCUGAUAGAAAGUAUUUGUGAACCGGGUUAUCUGAUUGAAAAUCCUAUUAAUUUUAAAAUGUGUUUAUGUUACAUAUAAUACAGAAAAAUGACAGUCAAGUUGGUUCAGCACACAUGCAGAUAUAAGUGUAUGGCCUACCCUAAACUAGUGUUUUAGAUUAACGUAUGAUUUUGUUUAAGUUAGUUCCUUGAGCAUACAUAUACAUGUGCAUUAUCUCAUUAGUAAAAAUGCAUUUUCCUGCAAAUUUGUAGCAUAUUUUCUUGUACUUUUCUGCAAAGUGUAAAGCUUCAGAACUACUAGACUAUUACUUCUCUGUUGUAACUGGCUAUUAAUCUACCACCAUUGCACUUGUGUUAAUAAAAAACUUAUAAUUAUUUUUUGUCCCUUUUCCUCUAAAUAGUCAAAACUGACCUUUUCAACUAGCUUAAAAAUUCAACUUGUGCUUGAGAUUGCCACUAUAAUCUUCAUCUUAAAGGCUAUUUUCAUGAAGCAAUUGUCAUACUUUUCUUUUUAAUCUGUUCUUUUUGAUUGUUACAAUUUUUUAUGAAAAUUAUUUAAUAUUUUUCU
This is a messenger RNA of Amaranthus tricolor (Joseph's coat), 3437 nucleotides long. RefSeq lists its product as uncharacterized. NCBI's taxonomy places the organism in Eukaryota, Viridiplantae, Streptophyta, Magnoliopsida, Caryophyllales, Amaranthaceae. The record is from RefSeq and is a predicted model, not a curated record. Gene Ontology annotation, molecular function: cyclase activity. Gene Ontology annotation, biological process: sesquiterpene biosynthetic process. The transcript has 2 exons. The coding region runs from base 948 to 2570 and encodes 540 amino acids.